CAUCCCAAUGCUCAGUCUCGCUCACCAUUCGUUGCACCUCCUGAAGUCAAGACUCCCUGCUGCCGCCGUUACAUGCAGCUCUUUAGCACGCGCCACAAUGUCCCUGUAAUACUCGCUCACUGCCUCUCCUUCCCUCAUCAAGCGCACCGAGUCGAAGCCGGCCUUCAAGAUGCCGCCUAUCAAGUUGACCCCUUUACAAGCAAGGUUUACAGCAUGUCUCUCGGCCUCUGUCGUCCUGUUGCUAUUAUACCUAACUUUGACAAAACCAUCCUUCGCUUAUGCCCUGGAGGCUGACUCCUCUCGGAUAUCUUCUGAAGACCACAAUUUUUACGUUAUACCAGACGAGAACGAUAGGGAAGAGACGGAGGAGCAUAGAAUAACAAACCGCGCUGAGGUUGGAGUCUCGGCGCUUGCCAACAACGACCCUGCGAACAGUAACAUUGAGGUGGGCGAGACCCAGAACUGGGUGUUUCCAAAGGAUGCAAUUGAUGGUCCCCACGGGACGCCUGGGGUUGGUCUGCCAGGCGAAAAGCUAGAGGAAUCAGAGUUACUGCCGGAACAACACGAACUCAGAAGGAGGCAGGCAGGAAGCAGAGUCUACAUUACUCUCAACACUUGUCUGCAGCCCUCACCCAAUACGACCAAUGCGGUACCUCCACAAUUGCAGAUGUACAUCUCCAUGUCCGAGUCGAACCAGAAACCAGGUCCGGGAUCCAGUGACCCCGAUCAACAGACCCUUACAGUUGAUGGAGGGUAUGCGAUCUUUGAGGCGGACGCUGACAGUGACGUGUACGUGGGAAUAUCUGCGCCCAACACCACGGAAUUCUCGGGCAUCUGGAAUUACAAUAUCGCGGCAUCGAUCGAUGCGCCUUUCUACGGCUUCAAGGACCCAGAAGUGAAGAAUCUGUAUUUCGUCGAUGGGGACAACCAUGCAGCCCUUUUGAUUACAAAUGAUACCACACAAGCUCUUCCCAAUCAGACUGUCUAUCAAGAAUGGAUGAAGCUAAGUCCUCCGUGGGGUGUCUUCGCUUCGAAUCAGAAAGAACGGGCAAUUCUUGGAGUCCAGAAAUCGUUCUGCGGCUUGAAAAACAACGCCCAGCUGGCCGCGAAUAUCGAUAACAUCGCCAACCAAAAUGUCGCCCAAAUGACCAACCGAGGCUUGGGCGGCAAGCCAAAAGAGCAGUUCUACAUUACGGGUCUGAACUCGACCUCGAAAUACUGGGGUAUGCUUGUCAUGCAGGGGAACUCGACAGACUCGGGCGCCGGCGUGGUUGGAGGCGGUGGCACCGUCUGGGCAGCUAUGGAAUUCGAGACCAAGACCGAAAACAACUGUGCCCUGAUGUACAACCUCUCGUUCUGUUCCGAAGUGGCCUAUGCCGUUCCCACCAACCCGGACAAAUUCUCGCCAGAGACCGGUCUCCCGGAUUUGGCGGCACUGUACGAUUCCCACGCGGCGCAAAUGUACCAAUACUUCAACUACUCCUUGCAACAAAUCCCUUGUAACACAACCUCCAGCGCUCAAUACUCUCUCGCCCGCAACUGCGACGACUGCGCCCGGGCAUACAAACAAUGGCUCUGCGCCGUGACCAUUCCCCGUUGCGCCGACUUCUCGAGCUCGGCUUCCUUUCUCAAGCCCCGGAACUUGGGGCAGCCGUUCAUCAAUGGCUCGAGCAUCUCAUCUGACCCGUCACAGUUCAACGUCAACCAAGCCCUGCUCGAUGCCGUCGCCACGAACUCUUCCCGGAACCCGCUCAUCGACACGUCCAUCCAACCGGGACCGUACAAGGAAGUCCUGCCCUGCGAAGACCUGUGUUACGACCUCGUGCAGAGCUGUCCCGCGAGCCUGGGAUUCGCGUGUCCACUGCGGGGCAAGGGCCUGGAGGAUAGCUACGGCAGACGAGUCAACGAGUCGGAAGGGGUCAUCAGUUGCAGCUAUUUGGGCGCGGCGUAUUAUCUGAGCGGGAGCACGGUUUUGCACCCGAGCGUGUAUAGCAUGGCGUUGUUGGUGUUUGUCCUGGGAUUAGGGAACAUGCUCUAGAAACGGCUCUAGAGAGCGUCCCGAGUUUACGAAUACAAGGACCGGUUUUUUUGCACAAGUCAUUCAUUCACGGUGCUGUGUUUUCCUCCAUCCCGGAAAAGAAACAUUCCAUCUAUUCUGUCUCUGUCUGUCUGCUUUGUCGAAUGGCUCGCCCCUUGCCGACGGCGACGGCUUGUUUCGGUCUCCCAUGCAUGGCCUCCUUCAGUGCAUUGUGUGCAAUCCACCCGCAGCGCUGCACAUUGGUAUGUGGAAAAGAGGACUCUCAGGCGUGGACGCCUCUUUCCCACCGUAGAACCUCGCCUGGUGAUUUCGACAGACAAUGCUUUCUCGUCGGAGACUUGGAAAGGGGGCAGUUCGGACGGAAUAGACUAAACGUCUAAGGAGCGCAAAUGUUCUGCUCAUUCGUAGUCAUGUUAUUUGGUCUAUUGGACGUGGGGGAGAGGGCCUAAGGAUGGCUUAGUUUACUUCACGCACACACGCCGCACACUCUGUAUCUGUAGGUGCGCAGAGGGAGCCACUCUUAUAGAGAGGGAAC
Messenger RNA from Cladophialophora immunda, 2573 nucleotides. RefSeq lists its product as uncharacterized. The record is from RefSeq and is a predicted model, not a curated record. The transcript has a single exon. Gene Ontology annotation, biological process: calcium ion import across plasma membrane. Bases 170 to 2038 code for a protein of 622 amino acids. Gene Ontology annotation, molecular function: calcium channel activity. Lineage: Eukaryota; Fungi; Ascomycota; Eurotiomycetes; Chaetothyriales; Herpotrichiellaceae.